Messenger RNA from Pomacea canaliculata, 4662 nucleotides. RefSeq names its product large neutral amino acids transporter small subunit 1-like. The coding region runs from base 449 to 1900 and encodes 483 amino acids. The record is from RefSeq and is a predicted model, not a curated record. Gene Ontology annotation, molecular function: L-amino acid transmembrane transporter activity. Gene Ontology annotation, biological process: amino acid transmembrane transport. Gene Ontology annotation, cellular component: membrane. The transcript has 10 exons. NCBI's taxonomy places the organism in Eukaryota, Metazoa, Mollusca, Gastropoda, Architaenioglossa, Ampullariidae.
CCAGUCACCGACCUAGCCAGGUCAAGGGAGGAGCGGUAACACGUGUGUCAUUUGCCGCCAGUCCGCCACAAGGAAGUUUACAUAUCGUCGAUAAGCUACAGUAGUUUUGGUUUAAUAACAAGUUUCGUAUAGCUUUUCGCUUACAUCAUUUCGCUGCUUGAUCAUGUCUGAGGUGUAAACGGUGUCUCAACAUAUUUUGUGGGAUUCAAGUCGUACGCAACAUUUAUUGUUUUUCGUCUCACGUGGCCUUCAUAUCGACGCGAUAUCUCCCUUAUCCGUUGCUAGUGUAUCCGCAAGAUACAAAACCUUGAGAAAGGUUGAGAAAACCCGUUAACAGAGACGACCUUACUGGUAAGGACUUUUGACCAGUUCGCCAUUCUGCCGAUAGCAACAGGAGAUAGAAAAAGAGUGCAAGGAUUCGUUACCUCAGCGACUGGAACAAUAAACUAUGGGUAAAGGGAGAGCAGCUAGUGUCGAAGUAGAAGGACACGUGCAGCUGAAAAAGCAGAUAACACUUUUGCAAAGUGUUGCCAUCAUCGUCGGUAUUAUCAUCGGUUCAGGCAUAUUUGUUUCACCGGUUGGCAUUUUACAACAUGUUAACUCAGUUGGGUUGUCACUUCUCAUGUGGGCAAUAUGUGGACUGUACAACACUUUGUGUGCACUGUGUUACGCAGAGCUGGGGGCAUGUCUCCCACAAUCAGGUGGUGAAUACAUAUACAUCAAGCGUGCAUUCGGUGACUACCCUGCCUUUGUGUGCCUGUGGAUAAACUUUGUGCUCAUCUGCCCAGUUGGAGUAGCAGCCUUAAGUCUCAUUGCUUCACUGUACAUCCUUCAGCCUAUAUUUCCAGACUGUGAUGUGCCACCCAUAGCAGAAAGGCUCAUUGCUAUCAUCUUGAUAUGUUUCCUAGUGCUGAUAAACUGCCGCAAUGUGAAAUGGGUGACUCGCUUGCAAGUUGUUAUGACCUCUUCAAAACUCAUUGCACUUGCUAUCAUCAUUAUCAUUGGAUUUAUUUAUUUAGGUCAAGGAAACAAUGAAAACUUUCGUAAUACAUUUGAAGACUCUGACUUCAGUGCUGGAGCCAUUGCUUUGUCCUUCUAUUCUGGUUUCUGGGCAUACAGUGGAUGGAGUUACCUGAAUUUCUUAACAGAGGAGCUGGUAAAUCCAAACAAGAAUCUACCUCGUGCUAUCAUGAUAUCUAUGGGUUUGGUGAUUUGUGUCUACCUGGUUGCCAACAUCGCUUAUUUAGGAGUUCUCUCACCCCGACAGAUGGUGCAGUCCACUGCAGUUGCUGUGACAUUUGCUAAACACACGAUGGGUGUGAUGCAGUGGUUGAUGCCCAUCCUUAUUGCCAUCUCUGUUAUAGGCACCAUGAAUGGGACCAUCCUUUCCAUGUCAAGGUUGUUCUUCAUUGGAGCCAAGAACAAUCACAUGCCACUCUUUAUGUCUAUGAUCCAGCAAACCUAUCUCACACCUUCAAUGUCCCUGCUAGUAAUUCUGUCCUUGGUGAUAUGUUUCCAGUUAUCUGGAGAUAUUUGGUAUUUAAUCGAAAUGGAAGGAUUUGGCUUUGCUACUGUCUUGUCCAUUGUAUUUGCUGGACAAGUGUAUCUGCGAUAUAAAGAACCCAAUUUAAAACGGCCAAUUAGAGUUCCUAUUGCACUUCCAGCAGUCCUUUGUCUGGUCAGUGUGGCCAUUGUGGGUCUAACCUUUUACCAGAAGCCUACAGAGUCGCUGACUGCACUGGGAAUUACUGCUAUUGGAACAGUGCUAUAUAUUAUUGGGAACCGGUGGAAUCCAAAACCUCAAGCUAUACAAUCAAGAAUUGAUGCGGUAAACAUCUUUAUUCAAAGGCUGUUUUUGGUUGUACCACAACAUAAUCCUGAUGAGCUGGACUGGGAAUGAUAAUGAAGCUACUUUUAUAUGAAAUUAAUUUGGCUGUAGCCCAUCAUUCGCUUGAACCAUAUAUUGAACAAGAAGGAAAACUAAUUCCAGAGAAAGAGAAGAUGAAAACGUUCAUUGGUGAUAUCAAGUCAUUUUCUCAGACUGUUUGGGAGUUGGAGAAGGGGAGUACCUAGUAGUGUGAACGCAUUUGAAGCUUAUGCAUUGUGUAUAUUUCUUCAGAUAGAGCUGAUAUUUCAACACCAUUUACAUUUUAAUGUCACCAAAAUGUUUGAGAUGUGUGUGUGCAUGCAUGUAUAUCUAUGCAUAUCCGGCAUAUGCAUACGUGUGUAUGGAUGACUCUUCUUGGUCUUGAACUGUUUAAUGUUAGUAUUUUCAGUUAUUAUAUACUUUGCUUUACAUCACAAAUGCUUGAUAAAAGUCUAGUUUAUAUUUUUAUGUCUAUGACAUGUUACUGCUUUGGUGAUUUUUUUAAAUUAAAGACACUUUACACAUGCUUUUUGAAUGUGGAAAUUCUAUGGUCAAUAUUGAUGCUAGUAUGCAUGCAGUAUGACAGAUAAUGGUUAAUACCAGAUGCAUUUCAUAUUUUUCCUGUUAAUCAGCUUUGAUGUUUACAUUUUGUGUGUACCAAUGAAAGAUUUACUGGGGUUUUUUUUUUUCAGUAUUGAAAGGAAAUUCAUUGUGUUGAUUUGGAUGUGAGGUUGCUUUUUUUUUUUUUUAUGAGAUGGGCUUUCUGGAAUUUUAUGACAGUCUUUACCCACCCCCACUUUCACUUCUGCCCAGGCAGGCAGGAUUAAUGCAGCAGUUUGUGACACAAAAACUUACUGAGUUAAAAAUACUUUUUUUAUAUUGAAAAUUUGUAUUUUUAAGUGCUGCACUUGUCCCAUGGUUUUUCCUUUUUUUCAUACUUCAGCUUGAAGAAUGGAUGCAAAUUGAUGAGCAUGCGGAGAGUAAAUUGUUCAAAACUAUAUUUUUGAGUGAAUUGAGGCUGUAAAUGAAAAGAGCUUUCUGUAAUGUCAUGAACUUGUAUUACUGGACUGCUGGCAGACGAUUUUUUCAAGUUAACUACUAAAACAAGGCAUGCUUGUACAAAGCUUCCAAGUUAGUCACAUUCUGUUUUGGCUCGCCGAGACUAACAGCAGAGAACUUCGCAAGAGGGUAAGCAUUGGUCUUGCCAGACAGACAGCAAUCCACCUAUACACAUCCAUGGUAGUGUCUACUGACUAUGAAUGAAUCCUUUUUUGUGUUCAUUAUAUCAGUUUCAUCAUUAAAGUUUGAUUUAUUGUGAUUGCUCUUGGUUUUUUUUUUUUUUACUAGUGCUUACACUGGCAUUAUUUCUGUUUUGACUUUUAUAUAUAUUAUUUUAUCUGAAGUGGAGUAAUUGUGAUUAUAUAUAUAUUAUGGACAUUUGAAAAGGAGAAUUAUUACUUGUUACUUUGGUAUUAUUGGUAGAUUAUAUUUUAAGGAUAUUGGGAAGUGAACAUUUUAAGGCUACUUUUUUUUUAGUUAAAAAUCCUCAUUCAUAUAAAAGACUACUCAAAAAAAGUAGAGGAGAGGGGGACUAGAGAUUUUGAAAUUUUAUGUAAUCAGCAUUAUUUUGUAAUUGGUUAGAUCCACUUUGUGACAAGCGGAUCUUGAAUAAUAUGUAAAUUUCUUUUCAGUCAUUAAAAAAAGUUGUAAUGGGGUGUUCAAGAAUUAUUUAUUGCUGAUCUUGUAGUCUGUCUUUGGGAAAAAUAAGGACAAUAUCUUGUGUCACUUAGGAAAAGCUACAGUGUGUGUUAAACAUGAUUCCUUUUCUUAACCUUGUGCUCUGGGAAACUGGAUAAAGGCAUCAUGUUCUAUUAAUGUGUGAAGCACUUUAAGCUUUGCGGAUGUUUUCCUUUUGCGUGCUACUUUUAUCUCAUUAGGGGCCGUUGGAGUUGUAUUUCUUUGACACUUUUUUUUUUUUUUUAAGUUGUUUAUUUAUUUCAGUGGUGCCCAUCCUUUUCUCUCCGAGGGCUGCACUGGACAUGAUAAAAUCUCGCUGGCCUGAACAUAUUGAUUUUGUAAGAAUCAUGACAUUAAAAAUGAAAUUAUACUGUCUGGUUAAAAUGAGUGGGCUGGAUGAGGCACCUUCGCGGGCCUUAGGUUGGGCACUCCUGAUUUAGUUUAUUACAGUUCUUGUCUUUGUUGUAGAAGAGGGUAAGGUAUUUCUUUAAAAGCUUGUGCAAAAUGUGUGACAUUGGUUUGCAUUGAAUAUUUUUCUUAGUAUUUAAUUUUAGCUUAGUGUUCAGUUUCUGCAUCAGUAUUCUAUUUUUGUGCUGUGAGAAUGCAUUAAAACCCUGAACAAGGGAAGAGCUGAAGCAGAACAAGGGGUGUGCUAGUGCAUGCGUUUGUACAUAAGCAGGGUGAAGAUGGGGGAUGGGGAGUUGAUUGUUUCUUCCUGUCGUUCUUCAUACCAUAUAGUUGAGUGUAAGAGUAUGCAAGUAGAAACAAGGUGUCUUUGAAGGUUCUAGUGAUAAACUUGUGUUGGUAGGGGCUUUCUUUUUUUUUUUUUCUUUUGCAGGAGCUACAAGCAUUUGAGAAAUGCCAAAAAACAAAAAACUGUUACCAAAGUCUUCAUGACCAUUUGUGCCAUUUUGAAAAAGCAUUGUUUUCAAAUAGAAAGUCACAAUGUAAUAUGCAUGCAGUUCUGCAUCACUUGAAAUUUCUCUUGCCCUUUGUUGCCUUCCUGUUGCUCAUGCAUUUAUCAUUUGGUUUAAAUAAUAAAAAAAAUUACUUUCCAA